AUGGCAACCACCGAGUACACGACAAUUCCAAGAUCCACCUAUCGAACAGAUUUUGACCACACAUCAGAAGAUCCGAGCAUGACAUCUGUCGAGUACACGACACUUCCAGCUUUCACCUCAUCCAUACUGUCAACCAUGAUGACGACCCUACCGAAGACAUUCACCAGUGCUAUACUGCCAACCAUGACGACGUCACUCCCGGAGUCAUCUACAUUUAAACCGGCAACCACGACGACGAUACUUCCGGAGUCGCCUACACCUGAACCGGCUACCACGACGACGAGACCCCUGAAGCCAUCUAGGUCAACCACGGCGACGACACUUCCGGAGUCAUCUACAUCUAAAUCGUCAACCACGACGACUCAUCUACACCUGCCAACCACGACGACGACAAUUCCGGAGUCAUCUACAUCUAAACCGGCAACCACGACGACGACAAUUCCGGACUCAUCUACAUCUGAACCGUCAACCACGGCAACAACACUCCCGGAGUCAUCUACAUCUAAACUGUUAACAACGACAACGACACUGCCACUUUCCACGUCAGCUACGCCGUCAACUACCUCAACCACUGCAGGAAACACUUCGACGGUCAAUGGGUCAACAACAACAGGAUCUCGACCUCAAACUUCCGCUCCCACACUUUUCCCGGAACCUUUUGCUCCGACGACAACCGUAGAUAGUAUGUCGCCUGGACCAAAACAACCUAGACUACCGAUAGCAGACAUUAUGGACAGUGGAUGCAAAUGCGUUUUGAAGACUGUUUGGUUGGACGCAUUCCUCCUCAUGGAAGCUGGUGUGGCAAUGACUGAAAACGGGAUUACCUCGUUGUUGUUUCUGGAGCAGCUUCUUGGAGGUGUAUCAACUGAUGACUACGGAUGA
This is a messenger RNA of Cooperia oncophora, 882 nucleotides long. The record is from the annotation of a GenBank genome assembly. Lineage: Eukaryota; Metazoa; Nematoda; Chromadorea; Rhabditida; Trichostrongylidae.